Molecule: messenger RNA, 417 nt
Organism: Staurois parvus
Lineage: Eukaryota; Metazoa; Chordata; Amphibia; Anura; Ranidae
Source: the annotation of a GenBank genome assembly
UAUGGUAAGGUCACGCACCGACUGACGACAGCCGCCACCCACAGACCGGAGUCCCUCAGGGCGCGGAGUCUAAGCCCCAGGCUGCCUUUCACCAGGGCCCCUGAUGGUGGGGAUGGACUUGACGCAGGCUGAGGCCAGGUUGCGACCCCCGAGUAACCCCAGUUGCGGUAACGGCUGCCGCCAAUGGACAGGCCGGUGGGAUGGAUGGAUGACUGCCAGGAGUGAGCGUGGUCAGACUAGCCGGGUCGGUAACAGUGGGGGCAGAUGCGGUACCAAGCAGCAGACAAAGAGUAGUCAGGUCACACGCCGGGUUCGUUAACAGAGGGUCCAAAUAAUAGUAACGACAGGCAGAGGAAUGGUCAGGGACGAGCCGGGGGUCAGAGCAGGAUCAGAGUCAGGUCAGCAUGGAUCAGAACA